GCCUGUCCAGGCACUGCCAAUCGAGCGCGGAGUCCCGCCGCUCCGCUAGUCCCGGCUAGCCGCCAGCCGAACGCCGGCCUAGUCUCGCCGGAAACCUGAAACCAGCCGCGUGUGUCGGCGACGCGGGCUGCGCUUGCGCGUCAGGGGAGAGGGUGAUCCGUGGGAGAGCCGGGUCCGUCGCGGGGACCGGGUAGAGAGCCCCGUCGGAGUGCACUGCGCCGGACACUUCAAGCCCUGGAGGGACCGGAAAGCCAGAAAUGAACCUCAUGAGACUCACUAGACUGUUCUCCAGGGCCCGCCCCAUGGGACUGUUCGUCCUGCAACACCUGGAUCCCUGUAGCGCCAGGUGGGCGGGAGGCAGGGAGGGGCUGAUGCGGCCAGUGUGGGCAGCCUUCAGCAGCUCCUCCUCUCAGCUGCCCCUCGGCCAGGAGCACCUGGAGAACACGGGCAGCCUGGGCUCUGACCCGAGCCACUCCAACUCCGCGGCCAUGCAGGAAGAAGACGAGGAGGAGGAGGAGAGUUUUGGGACCCUCUCUGACAAAUACUCCUCCCGGAGACUAUUCCACAAAUCCACAGCCCAGUUCCAUAACCUGCGGUUCAGGGAACAGAGAGAGGAGCCAGAGGAACCGGAGCCCAAAUUAUGGCAAGGCCGGAGAAACACCCCGUACUGGUACUUCUUGCAGUGCAAACGCCUGAUCAAGGAAGGGAAGCUGGUCGAAGCGCUGGACCUGUUUGAGAGGCAGAUGCUGAAGGAGGAGCGACUGCAGCCCAUGGAGAGCAACUACACGGUGCUGAUCGGGGGCUGCGGGCGGGUCGGCUACCUGAAGAAGGCCUUCAAGCUCUACAACCAGAUGAAAAAGCGGGACCUGGAGCCCUCAGACGCCACCUACACGGCCCUGUUCAAUGUCUGUGCCGAGUCCCCCUGGAAGGACUCGGCUCUGCAGAGCGCCCUGAAGCUCCGGCAGCAGCUGCAGGCCAAAAACAUCGAACUCAACUUGAAAACGUACCACGCGCUGCUGAAGAUGGCUGCCAAGUGUGCAGACCUUAGAAUGUGCCUUGAUGUGUUCAAGGAAAUCAUCCACAAAGGGCACAUUGUCACAGAGGAGACUUUCAGUUUCCUGCUCAUGGGCUGCAUCCAAGACAAGAAGACGGGCUUCCGGUAUGCCCUCCAGGUGUGGCGGCUGAUGCUGAGUCUGGGGCUACAGCCGAGCCGGGACAGCUACAACCUGCUGUUGGCAGCAGCUCGGGACUGUGGCCUAGGGGACCCCCAGGUAGCCUCAGAGCUGCUUCUGAAGCCCAGUGAGGAGGCAACCGUGCUUCAGCCCCCAGUGGGCAGGCAGCGACCAAGGAGGACAGCCCAGGCCAAGGCAGGCAACCGUAUGUCAGCUGUGCUGCACGUGGAGGCCCUGGAGAGGCAGCUGUUUCUGGAACCUUCUCAGGCACUUGGGCCUCCAGAGCCUCAGGAAGCCAGAGUGCCCGGCAAGGCCCAGCCAGAGGUGGAAACCAAGGCAGAGCCCAGCCACACAGUGGCCCUGCCCCCUGUGGCCCUGAAGCCACCUCCCGUGGAGCUGGAAGUCAAUCUCCUGACCCCUGGGGCCGUUCCCCCCACCGUGGUCUCCUUUGGAACAGUGAGCACCCCAGCUGACAGGCUGGCCUUAAUAGGGGGCCUGGAGGGCUUCCUGAGCAAGAUGGCAGAGCAUAGGCAGCAGCCUGACAUCAGGACCCUCACGCUACUGGCCGAGGUGGUGGAGUCCGGGAGUCCUGCGGAGUCCUUGCUGCUGGCCCUCCUGGACAAACACCAGGUGGAGGCCGACCUGACAUUCUUUAACACGCUGGUGAGAAAGAAGAGCAAGCUGGGAGACCUGGAGGGGGCCAAGGCGCUGUUGCCAGUCCUGGCGAAGAGGGGCCUUGUCCCCAACCUGCAGACAUUCUGCAACCUGGCCAUCGGGUGCCACAAGCCGAAGGAUGGUCUGCAGCUGCUGACAGACAUGAAGGCUGACCACCACCUGGUGACCAUGCAUCAUGGGGAAACCCACCCCAGGGAGCGAGGAGGUGGUGUCUCCCGCAUCAUUUUCUGCCUGAGUCAGUCGGUGUCUGAGAGCAGCACGGGCGUCCUUUUCCGCAGCUUCUUUAGGGCUGAGCAGAAGGGCUGGGCUUGGCUUUCCUGCUGGAGAGGGACAUUCAGCGCAUCGUUGCUGCCAGAAGUCCCAGGUGAUCCCCAACACUCACAUCUACAGCGCCCUCAUCAACGCGGCCGUCAGGAAGCUGGACUACACCUAUCUCAUCAACAUCUUGAAAGACAUGAAGCAGAACAGGGUCCCAGUGAACGAAGUGGUCAUCCGCCAGCUGGAGUUUGCAGCCCAGUACCCUCCGACCUUUGACCGGUACCAAGGGAGGAACACCUACCUGGCGAAGAUUGACGGCUUCCGAGCCUAUUACAAGCAGUGGUUGACAGUGAUGCCCGCAGAGGAAACCCUGCACCCCUGGCAGAAGUUCCGGACCAAGCCCCAGGAGGACCAGGACACUGGCAAGGAGGCUGAUGUGGACGGAUGUGCCCUGGGGGGCAGGUGAUGGGAGCACAGCUGAACAGCGUGCUCAGCCCUCAGUGCUCUGUGGGAGCCCCAGGACAAGUGAGCUGGUGUCACCUCCUGCCUGGGGGAAGAGCCAGGCCCUGAGGAACAGCUGCAGUGUGUCACGGGUGUUGGUGUGAGGACACAUGCUAGGCCCAAGGUGCCUGCACUCCCGGCAGGUCCAAGGGCAGCUCCAGCCACUUUCGCAUGUCACCUUGGGUCUUCCAGCUCCAGUACCUUUGCGUGUCACCUCACACACCACAAGGGGACUGGGGCAUCUGGUCCCUGGGGCCUGGUGCCGCCCUGCCGGGUUCCACAGGCCAAUGCUCUGAAAGAAUAGACGUGGGGCCCGAGAGGUUUAAAGAUUUUAUUUUUACAAAUCACAGCUGAUGGACAGCGAAGCCUUCCCCGUAGAGACCCGUGCUCCAACUUGGGCCUGGGGCACUGCUCGCUGCUCCCAGGAAGGGGGUGGCGCCACAGGCAGGAACCUGCGAAGUCCAGAGUCCAGGGUGGAGAGCGCUAGCCUCAGCCAGAGCAGCCACGGCAGCCACAGUGUGUGCACUCGAUGAUGCGGCCCUGCAAUGGAGGAGGACAUUGAGAUGAUGCCACUGCGCCACACUCGUCCCUGCACGCUCACAUACGUGGCAACCCUCUGCCACCAUGCCGUAUAGGGACACACCUCAGAAACCCUUCUGUGACAGCUCUGGACGGAAAAUUUGGCUCCCUCAUGAACGUGGAAACAGCUGCUAUUGAUACCAAGGUUACAUCUGUAUGUGUAGUUAUAAUACGUUAUGCAAAUCCAACACACGUUUGCCAAUCAAGAAAAAGAAAUCGGUG
This is a messenger RNA of Macaca mulatta (Rhesus monkey), 3407 nucleotides long. RefSeq names its product pentatricopeptide repeat domain 1 (gene PTCD1). NCBI's taxonomy places the organism in Eukaryota, Metazoa, Chordata, Mammalia, Primates, Cercopithecidae. The record is from RefSeq and is a predicted model, not a curated record. Gene Ontology annotation, cellular component: mitochondrial matrix. Gene Ontology annotation, biological process: tRNA 3'-end processing. Gene Ontology annotation, molecular function: tRNA binding; protein binding.